CUGUAAGUCUUAAGAUGGCAAUCUUUAGCGGAUUUUUAGUUAAAGAUUGGGCGAAAAACAUAGUAUUAUUGAUUAGAGAUCCGGAAAAAUCUUGUGGAUGUAAUGAACACACAUGGUUCAAGCAGAAUUUACCCACAGGUGGUAAGAGAGACUCAGUCUCACUGCUACUUUUUCGCCAUCUCCGAUUUCUCAAUUUGCUGUUUUAGGCUGAAAUCACUCUCUGCCAAGGAACUACCUCACUUCUAUCCACUUGGGUCCCUUUCGCUAUCCCUUUCUUUGAUGAGCAGAUCCUCCUUUAUAUCUACAAUUUCAUGGUAAUUUACUACCCUUUUUCUCUUUCUGAAUCUAUCAUCUUUCUCUCCCCUUCUAUCUCUCUCCCUCUCUCCACCACAUUAAGAUUUUUGUAGUUGAUCAUCUUUUUCUUUUCACUUGUUGUUAGAUUACAUGUUAUGUUUGUUGGGUGUGGAUCUUGAUUGAUUGAUUGAUCAAUCGAUUUGUUCUUUAGUUAGCCCUUUCCCCAAUUUUAUCAUGCCUGCCAAGUGUUUGCAUCUAUGCUUUCAAGAACUCACUUCUCCCAGGGCUUGAUGUUUUGUCUACUCAUACAACUGUGUUUGUGAGUUUUCUCAAAUUCAAACAACUGCUUUUAAAGAACAACAAUGUGCUCAUUUUAAUACAAGAUUGAAAGAUUCAAGAAACAAGAAUAUGAAAGGUAACAACAAAGAUGAAGAGAAAACAACGGGUCCUCUAUUUCCAAGGCUUCAUAUCAAUGAUACUGACAAAGGAGGGCCAAGGGCUCCUCCUAGGAACAAGAUGGCUCUUUAUGAACAGCUGAGUAUCCCUUCUCACAGAUUUAAUAGUGGAUCAGCAUCCAUAAUCACUCGUCCACCCAAUAAAGUUGGAAAUUUUCUCCCUUCAACAACACCGACCCAUGCUAUUUCAAACAAAAGGACAUCAUCUUCCAUUUCUGGUAAGCCACAACCUGGAUCAUCAUCCCAUAUGGGAGAGAGACUCCAUAUGUAUUCUUCAACUGAGGAUAAACCGUCCAAAAAUCUGGAUGGAAGAUCUCAAUUUUCAGUUUAUCAAUCUUCUAGUGCAACAAUGAAACCCAAAAGUUAUUUUCUCCAUCCUCAUAAUAUCCCCAUGCCUAUGAGAGAUCAUGAUGAUUAUAGAGUCAGACAUAUGAAGAUGGUUGGACACAAGUUAAGAGAGUCUCCGAGAGAUUCUCCCCAGAAUAACAAGAAAGGUGAUGCAGCAUCCAUAUUAAAUAGAAGUCGGAUAUUAGAGAAUUUAUCUUCUGAUUCAGUGAGGGAAGAAUCGCCGCCACCAUUGGAUCCCCUGACUCAGGCAUGUGAAGGUAGUGUACUGGCAGUUGAAAGCAACAGUGAUUUGAUUAAAACACCGAUUAUCCAACCUGAAACUUCAGUAGAAUCGAGAGAGAAGACGGAGAGAAUUCCUUCUGUAGAAAACAAAGCAUGCAAAAGUCCUAAUGGGCUGGCAAACGAUAGCCAGGUCAGUGAAGAACAGUUCAGGUUUAUUCAAUCAGAUGAGAGAGGAGAAAUUACUUCUGCAUUGGAGAAUCCGGGGGUGGAGCCUCAAUUUGGUGACAAGAUUAAUUGUCCAGAUUCUGCUGCAGGACUUCUUGGACAUGAACUGUUUUGGAAAGCUAGAAGAGCAAUUGUCCAUCAGCAGAGAAUUUUCACUUUUCAACUCUUUGAACUCCAUAGAAUAAUGAAGGUGCAGAAGUUAAUCGCUGCCUCACCAGACUUAUUAUUAUUCGGCAAUAAACUCAACUCAACCAUACCCUUGAUCCCCAAAACCGACAUCCAAAAGCCAAAUCCCAUCUCAGCCCCCACACCAAUGCCUAUAGGAAUUGACGGAAAAACACCACCUUUCUAUUUUCAUCAGCCUCCAGGAAACCAAUGGUUAGUCCCCGUUAUGUCCCCUUCUGAAGGACUCAUUUACAAACCGAUUUCUGGAGCUCCUCAGACAGGUUUUAUGGCACCCAUCUAUAGCAGUAACGAUCUCUUGUCGUCAACACCUUAUGGAAUCCCACCAAUUGGUCAAAACACAUAUUUCCCUCCAUUCGGGGUGAUGCCUGUUUUAAGUCCAUCUGUUUCAAGUUCUGCAGUUGAACAAGUCAGUCCAUUACCAAAACUCCAAUCAAACGGGCCUGAAGAUUCUCUACCCAAUAUUUCUCAAAAGAACUCAUGUAACAUCUCGAAUCAGAAAACAAGAUCAAUUUCGACGUAUAUCCAUAAAGAUAGUACUGACUUGCAGCAUAGCACUGCUAGUAGUCCUCCCAGCAGGGUACCAUUUGAUGCACUUCCAUUGUUCCCUACAACGCCUACGUCAGUUUCAGAGCAGGGGAAUUCUGAGCAGAGGACGCAAGUGAUCAAGGUUAUACCUCAUAAUCCUAAAUCAGCAUCGGAAUCAGUUUCUCGUAUUUUCAAGUAUAUACAAGAAGAGAGGAUGAAAUAUGAUUAAAGUUUACGGAUUUCUGGAAGGAAACUAAUCCAUCCAUCCAUCGGACGAGGUAACUAACUCUUGAAUGGUGCCUUUGUUUUUCUUUGAUGUGUAUCUUUAGUAGUAUUUUUGCUUAUUCCUGAUUUGGACAUAUGACUCUGUACAUAUAUACAAGAGCAAUCUUUCUUUGUAUAUUUCAUGGUAAUUAGCUGA
Molecule: messenger RNA, 2676 nt
Organism: Impatiens glandulifera
Lineage: Eukaryota; Viridiplantae; Streptophyta; Magnoliopsida; Ericales; Balsaminaceae
Product: protein EARLY FLOWERING 3-like
Exons: 4
Coding region: 703-2484 (593 amino acids)
Biological process (GO): regulation of photoperiodism, flowering
Source: RefSeq, a predicted model, not a curated record